Molecule: messenger RNA, 645 nt
Organism: Conger conger (European conger)
Lineage: Eukaryota; Metazoa; Chordata; Actinopteri; Anguilliformes; Congridae
Product: transmembrane emp24 domain-containing protein 11
Exons: 5
Coding region: 1-645 (214 amino acids)
Biological process (GO): intracellular protein transport; Golgi organization; endoplasmic reticulum to Golgi vesicle-mediated transport
Cellular component (GO): Golgi apparatus; COPII-coated ER to Golgi transport vesicle; endoplasmic reticulum-Golgi intermediate compartment
Source: RefSeq, a predicted model, not a curated record
AUGGGGAUUCAGAUGACUGGGUUGUUGGUGCUCUGUUACCUAGAACUGACUUGGACAAUGUUUUUUGACCUGGGGGAGCAAGAAGAGAAAUGCAUCAUUGAGGAGGUGCCAGAGGACACACUCGUAACGGGGUAUUUCUUACUGGAAUAUUGGGACUCUAAGAAGCCAAAUCACUCACCCCAUCUUGGUCUGACUGUCACUGUGAGCGACCCAGACCACCAGACUUUGAUGUCUAAAAGAUAUGGGCGAAAGGGAAAAUUUACAUUUACUGCACAUUCCUCUGGCCUCCAUUUCCUGUGUAUGCAGUCCAACUCCACACGCUUUGCAGUGUUUGCUGGGGACAGGCUGCGACUGCACCUGGAUGUUCAAACGGGAGAACACACCAUGGACCCAGGCACUGUGAAAGCAAAAGACACAGUGAAGACCAUGGAGUACAGCCUGCAGCACAUAAUCGACCAAAUGAUGUACAUCAGCAGGCAGCAGAACUUCCAGAGGGAGCGGGAAGAGACAUUUCGUCAAAUCAGUGAACAAACCAACGGAAAUAUUUUGUGGUGGGCUAUCCUGCAAACGUCCAUUCUUCUCGCCGUCGGUGUCUGGCAGAUGAAGCGUUUGAAAGAUUUCCUCAUCGAAAAGAAGCUCGUAUAA